AUGCUCGGUUUGAAGACAUACUGGCUCCAAAAUGAAUGCCACGCCAUCGUUAGUGAAAAGGAUAUCGGCAACUUCGGCGCAACUGAGUUGGCAAUACAACCACGAAAGAACGGAUCUGUCCCAAAGCUCCCGAAGCCACUGGCUCUCGAUAAUGCAACGCCAGUGAAGCUGCACGUCCAAAGAAGGCUGCGAUCUUGUGGAUUCUAUCUUGUAUGUUUGCAAUUGCGUCUUUCCCCUUCUCCACCCCGAAAGUACAAGGUGCUGGGAAGGCAAAACAUUUCUACUCACGCUCUGCCAAAGACAAUGCUACUCACCUUUGCGUUCCUCUUUACGCUAAUAGAGGCCUCUGCAAUGCCCAGCGAGGUUUCACCUGCGUUGCCUGCCGGAUGUUACAAGCCCUUGCCUCAAGGCCAGUUCGCUGGAGGAGUCUCUACCAUCCAUGUAACAAGUGAUGGGGAACGGCGCACUUUUCUCCUCUCGAUACCUCCGGAGUACCAUUCAGACACUCCCGCUGCUGCCGUUCUGUCAUAUCAUGGUGGCGGUAGAAAUGCCGAGGAUCAAUUAAAGCUGGAUCAAUUAACAAAUCCAGAGUUCAACUCGGCUGCGUUUGUAAUCUAUCCACAGGGGAUUGAUGUAAGAAGAUGCAUUUCAUUUCAUCCUGCUGCUUCAAUUCGGUACGAGAAAAAUGCUGACAAGCACAAGGAAACAUGGCAAGGCGUUCCUGGCGCGACGAGUGACGAUAUCCUGUUCACAUCCGAUAUACUUGACUAUGUUCAGUAUCGGUAUUGCAUUGACCCUACCCGCAUAUCGGCGACGGGUAAAUCGGACGGUGGAGGGUUCUGCAAUCUAUUAGCCUGUGAUCCGAGGCUAUCUAGCCGCGUCGCAGCAUUCGCACCUGUUUCCGGAGCCUUUUACAUCCACUCGCGACCUUGUAGGCCCCAAACCGUGGAAUUUUCAUGUCGUUCCAGCAGGGCGGACGUGCCCUUCCUUGAGUUUCACGGUGGCAAAGACAAAGUCAUUUCUUAUAAAGGUGGUAGUCGCAAGAAGGAAUGCCUUCCUUCCAUCCCACACUUUAUUCAACAAUGGGCCUCCCUCGAUGGGCUGGGUAUCGACAACACCACUACCCGCGUUUCUCAAAACACUGUUCUCUACACUUUUGGGCACGGGAGCAAGGCUGGACUGGUCGAGCACGUCUAUGACUCUGCUAUCGGCCACGAUUGGCCAAGUACGGUUCCUAAUAUCGACAAUCAAAAUCCCGGUCAUCAUGUCGCCAGUUUUAAUGCAACCCCGAUGAUCUUGGACUUUUUUGCGAAGCAUCCUUUGAGCCUUGGCCUUGGCCAACCUCCAGAAAGACGCGUUCAAACAAGGAAGACUCUGAUGUCUAGUGGCGCUGAAGACGAAAAGUUAUAUCAUCAGAGAGUGCUAAGAGAGUGA
Messenger RNA from Metarhizium acridum CQMa 102, 1434 nucleotides. NCBI's taxonomy places the organism in Eukaryota, Fungi, Ascomycota, Sordariomycetes, Hypocreales, Clavicipitaceae. The record is from RefSeq and is a predicted model, not a curated record.